AUGGCUCACCCUAUGGCUGGUCUGAAACACCUCUCUAACGCCCUUGCCACCCCUGACCAGCUCUCCAAUUCGUCUUCGUCGAUCGACGAAGUACCGUCAGACCUUGAAAGCUCCAUUCGGUGCGCCGGCGCGCAACUUACCCAAACAGCCGGUGUGUUGCUCCACCUAUCGCAGGAUAUAAUCGCCCAGGCGAUUGUCAUCUUCACGCGAUUCUGGCUUGGAGCAGAAGGAGGGAGCUUGCGAAUCUAUUCUGCCAAGGAUGUCUCCGCGGCCGCCCUCUACCUGACAGCCAAAAUCUCGUUCCAGCCUACCUCACCCCGCUCCAUCCUUAACGUCUAUAACCUCCUCCUCUCCCCAGACGCCUCACCCUUGUGGUUCGUGAACCCUCGCGGGCCACCGAAGCAGCCUCCCGCUGCAGACACCUAUAUUCUCUCCGAGGGAGGGUACCAGGCAGCCCGGCUGGUUCUUCUGCGCAUCGAAUCGGUCAUCCUUCGUACCCUCGGUUUUGAUACCCACGUUGCCCUCCCGCACACGAUUGCCCUCACCUACCUUCAGACACUAGGUGUGAGCAAACCAGCGGUGUCACGGCGAGUCCUUGAGCAUCUCAAUGCUGCACUACUCUCGCCUCAACUACUCUAUGUGACCCACCAGCCAAAUGCGCUCGCAGUGGCGGCCAUUUACCUUGCUACGCGUGAGGAGGGAGUCAAGCUGGUCGAUGGGGAAUGGUGGGAGGUCUUCGAUGUCGAUCGGGAGGAACUCGGGUUUCUGGUGGUGGGGAUGAGAAGCACUGAGGGAUUUAUGCGAAAGGAGACAGAACAGUGGAAAGAUAAGGCAAUUCCUAUGGUGACGGACGAAGUGGACGCGGAGAUUGAGCGGCGGCGAAUGAUGGAUGAAGGCGAAUGA
Messenger RNA from Penicillium canariense, 903 nucleotides. RefSeq names its product putative cyclin. The record is from RefSeq and is a predicted model, not a curated record. Gene Ontology annotation, molecular function: cyclin-dependent protein serine/threonine kinase regulator activity. NCBI's taxonomy places the organism in Eukaryota, Fungi, Ascomycota, Eurotiomycetes, Eurotiales, Aspergillaceae. The transcript is spliced from 2 exons. The coding region runs from base 1 to 903 and encodes 300 amino acids. Gene Ontology annotation, cellular component: nucleus. Gene Ontology annotation, biological process: regulation of transcription by RNA polymerase II.